AUGCCAGCCGAUUGUAAGAAAUCUAGAAGCAAUGAAAGUGAUUCUAUAGAAUCGACACCGCAGCCGAAUAUUCUGUUAUAUUCGACAUUCGGUUUCAAUGAUGUAAGUUCUCAUGAUGGAUAUGUACAAAGUUCGCAAGAUUAUUCCGCUUAUACUAACAGACAACAGGAAACUCCGAUGCGGCUUUACGCACCAGCUUUUCCAUCGGCUAUAGAAGCAACCGGUUCAGAAGGGUAUUAUGACCCUGAUCAAACUCAAUUUGCUGUUAGUAACGAUGAACAAGCAAAUGUUAACAUAUUCCAACCAGUUCCUAUAAACUUCUUUACAUCCAAUUACGAAUCCUUCAACGAGAAGAAGAACACGGAACAAAAUACAUUUGAUUUGAAACACGAUAGCUCAAAUCAUCCGAUAUACGGAACAAAACUUAAUUCGAAAACCAGAAAUAAACCAGCCAAAGACUUGAACAACACUGAAUAUAAUAUUUUGGACAGUGUGUCUACGGUCAUUGAAAAUAAUAAUGAAAAUUAUAAUAAUAAUCAAGAAUCUAGUCAUCAAUUGAAAUCUGUGGAAAAUCAAAAUAAUAUUAAUUAUCCAUCCUUAAAUUCUCCGGGCUCGUUUCCAAAGGUAGUUGACUUUACCAGUGCUAAGAAAUAUUAUCCGAGUAGCGUCGAAAGUAAAUAUACAAAUCCUAAACCUAUUUAUGUAAAUGCCUUCCAGACAGAUGAAUUUAAUAAUAACGAUCAGAUUAAUAAUGAUCAUGGAAGCGCCAAUCAAGAGUCCUCAUAUAAUAAUAACGGAAAAGACGACGACUUUGACAAAGAGACAGCCCCAGUAAGCUUUUUGAAUGAAAACAAUUCACCUUCUUAUCCUCGUGUUAAAAACAAUUUGAAGUCCAACAAAUAUAAACCAGAUUACAAAGAGAAAUUAAAAACAAAGCACUACAACAAUAACAAUGAUGAAUUUAACAAAUUGAGAGAUCUAAAAAAAGGUUAUGAGUAUUCAACUGAUUACAGCACUUCCAGUUUUCAUUACGCUGACGACAAACCCAAGAGGAAAUUUAAUAGCAGCAUAGAUGAAGUUUUUCCUGAGAGCAGCAAUAUAAAUAUUGUUGGCCAUAGAUUCCCAAAUAAAGAAUAUUCUAGUUUAAAAACACUACCGUUCUCGUUACCAGAUCCAGAUACUUACAAACCAUCUGAAGAAUAUUUAAAUGCGUUUAAAAAUUACUACUCCGAUGUAGCGUCUACUUCUCAAUGGGGUAGCUUUUAUAAGCCAACUGAGUUGCCACCUUAUAGAAAACAACCCAAAAAACCAUAUUCAUACGAUGACGACGAUGAAGAAAUCGUCCACAUACCGAAAAGGCCGCACAGUAGUAAAUAUGGAAAAUAUUCUGAUAGUGCGAUAAACGAAUGGCCGUAUUCAAAUGAAUAUAAAUCACACAGCCCUAGUAUAAUAAAACAACCGGAAUGGGCUAAAGAUUAUAUUAGAAAUAAAUUUAAAACAGAAGAAGAUUUAUUAGGUUUACGAAACCACGAUGACUUUUCACCAUCUUAUCCGAAUUCAUUCAAGUAUAACGAUGAGGCUAAAGAAUUUGAAUUCGAAAACUUAUCAGAGAAAUGGAGACAAAACUUUUUGAAAUCAAAGGCUAAAGAAUCUAAUCGUGAUUAUGAAAGUUACGCAUCAGACAGUAAACCGAUUCACAUAUCUCGUCCUAAACCGUACGCCGUAAGUAAAACAUUUCUAUAUUAG
Molecule: messenger RNA, 1746 nt
Organism: Danaus chrysippus (African queen)
Lineage: Eukaryota; Metazoa; Arthropoda; Insecta; Lepidoptera; Nymphalidae
Source: the annotation of a GenBank genome assembly